Messenger RNA from Prunus dulcis (almond), 868 nucleotides. RefSeq names its product GTP-binding protein SAR1A-like. The transcript has 3 exons. The record is from RefSeq and is a predicted model, not a curated record. Gene Ontology annotation, molecular function: GTP binding; GTPase activity. Bases 110 to 691 code for a protein of 193 amino acids. Gene Ontology annotation, cellular component: endoplasmic reticulum exit site; COPII vesicle coat. NCBI's taxonomy places the organism in Eukaryota, Viridiplantae, Streptophyta, Magnoliopsida, Rosales, Rosaceae. Gene Ontology annotation, biological process: vesicle organization; endoplasmic reticulum to Golgi vesicle-mediated transport; intracellular protein transport.
AUUAAAGAAGAGAACAUAUAUAGAUUGCUACAACGUCACAGAGAUAGAGUUCUGUGUCUCUCUGACUUUGGGGUGGCUUUCGAUCUGAGAAUUUUUGGGGUGAAAUACAAUGUUCUUGCUCGAUUGGUUCUAUGGGGUUCUUGCAUCGCUCGGCUUGUGGCAGAAGGAGGCAAAGAUCUUGUUUUUGGGUCUCGACAAUGCUGGCAAAACCACGUUACUUCAUAUGCUUAAAGAUGAGAGAUUAGUUCAACACCAGCCGACGCAGUAUCCGACAUCAGAAGAGUUAAGCAUUGGGAAAAUCAAGUUCAAGGCUUUUGAUUUGGGUGGACAUCAGAUUGCUCGCAGAGUUUGGAAAGAUUACUAUGCCAAGGUGGAUGCAGUGGUUUACCUAGUGGAUGCUUACGACAAGGAAAGAUUUGCCGAGUCGAAAAAAGAGCUAGAUGCUCUUCUCUCUGAUGAGGGGUUGGCCAAUGUUCCAUUCCUUAUUCUGGGAAACAAGAUUGACAUACCAUAUGCUGCCUCAGAAGAAGAAUUGCGAUUCCACCUCGGCCUGAACAACUUCACCACAGGCAAGGGUAAAGUAAACUUGACAGACUCAAAUGUCCGCCCCCUCGAGGUUUUCAUGUGCAGCAUUGUUCGCAAAAUGGGUUAUGGUGAUGGCUUCAAGUGGCUUUCUCAGUACAUUAAGUAGGGAGCACCCCAAAGUAAAGACUAGGCUUCUCACCCUUAUUUGUUAUUUCCAAUUUUCGAGCUUUUAUUGCUAGAGAUAUUUUGUCUAUUUAUUUUUUUUCAUUAAAUGACAAAACAUAUACCCCGUCCAUGUUAUGAUGAGCAAAAGUUGUUGAUGACUUGUGGUCCCAUUUUCACA